AUGCAGAUACAUCGCCUUCAUGAGGAAUCAGAAGAAGAAGACGACGACAACAAUGAAUUUGAAGAGAACAACAAAAAAAUUAUUGGUUCCUCCAGCUUUCAUAGUUUCAGACCUUAUGUACCUGUGGAGUUUGCAGACUUCAGUGUUUACAAUGCUAGUUUAGACAACAGAGACUGGACAAUAUCAAAAACAGACUUUGUUUGCUCCCGUUCACUGGAAAAAGAUGUGUCUCGGAGCCCCACCACCAGCAGUAUUACCAGUGGCUAUUUUUCUCACAGUGCUUCUAAUGCUACCCUCUCUGACAUAUUCGUUCCUUCAAGUGAAAGCACCGACCAGUUAGCCUGUCAUGCAAGGGAUCUAGAAAGUCGAGACCUUGCAGGAAUCAACUCCUUUCAGGAUGGGAACUGUUCAGACAAUAUUUCCUUUCCAUCAAUAUCCUCACAUAGCAGUGCCUUUGAUAAGGCGCCACACUGCACUAUUGAAAAAGCUGCUUCUUGCCUUGUUAGAAGUGAGUCGUGUACAUCAGUGAACUCUACAAACCACAGCAGCAAAGAUAACCUUGUAAGAUUUUUACCCCGUGAAGUUGCUGUGGAACAUACCUGUGACAUUUUAGAAGACCACUCAUUCACAGAAUUCAUGGGGGUGGAGGAUGGGAAAGACUUUGAGCAUCAUGAAGACUCACGGGUAUACUCUUCUUCGAAUGGGGACAAAGAUAGGGUUGCUUAUGUGAACUUUAACUCUGUUGUGUCAGACCUCCCUUAUGACAUAUCUGCCCAGCACAUACUGAAAGAAAGUGAUCAGAAUUCAAACUGCCUAAGAAGCUCUGCCUUAUGCAACGAUCCUCAUUCUCAUUCGUCUGAAGAGUAUUUAUUUGAGAAGAAUCGUGUGGAUUUUUCUGUCUGUGAAGACAAUCCUUCCUUCACUUCCCCUUGCCUCUUGGCAGUGGGAGAUCAAGUAUGCAUUGGGAAUAACAAGUUUGGGACUGUGCGGUACAUUGGCAGAGUGGAUUUUUCACAAGGCGUAUGGGUUGGUGUUGAACUUUAUGUUCAGCUAGGUAAACACGAUGGAACAGUAAAAGGCAGGGAAUACUUCCGCUGCAAACCCAAGUAUGGAGUGUUUGUCCGCCCCAGCCGGCUUACCAAAGUACUUGACUCAACAAAAAGAGGCAACAACAGCACAUCACGAACACACGCAUCCUCAAAUGCAGAGAAGUGCAACAGUGCUGUUAUCAGAGGAUCUCCAGCUCCCAAGCCAAGGGAGGCAGCUCUCUACCAUUCUGGGAAUGAAGCUGCAUCAGCUUUUUCCAGGAAACAAGAGAACAGAAAAUCCUGGAUUAAUUAGAAAUGCAGUAUUUGCACUUAUGGAAACCCAUACUAUUUUUAUUUUAUUUUAAAAAAAUACUAUUUUUGUACAGUUGUACAGUUUCAUUAGGAAUUCCUCUGAAAUGUUUACUUGGUGUAGUCAAGAACAUUGUUCUAACAUUUUUUUUUAAUUAAGGUCUAUCACUUAGUUGUCUGCCUUGUAGGCGGAUUGCUGCUCCUCACUGAAAGCAUGGCUAAAGGAAAUGAUGUAGAUAGAUGAUAGGUACUGGUCUGUUCUUAAAUGAUGACUUUGGAGCUAUAUUUUAAUCAACGAAAAAAUAUUUUAUUCAGAACUCGAAAAAUUAAAAACGAAAUAAAAAUUUAAAAAAAUAAACAGAAUAUACAUACCUGUACAAAUGAGAAGAUGCAGUAAGUUGUUCAUUAUUUACCAAAGAACUGGUGUUAAGCAGAAGUAUCUGCGAAUCGCAUUGCUUUGUGCAUUUGUAUGAGGGAGCAUUGUUCUUUGGCUGUAUAUAUAUAUAUAUAUAUAUUAGUUGCUACUCAGUAAGCACCGUGCUGCCUUAUAUGUUACUUAUUUGUGCUGUUUUUCUUCUGGAUGAAACAGCUGUACCUUUCAGACUGCACUGGUAAUAAUGUUCUGAAAGUUGUUGUUUUUAUUUCUCCCUGAAAUCGUAUUUGGUCCCUGUAGAUAAAUCAAAACGCUAACAUACAGUAAAACAAUUAGGAGACGUUGAAGAGCCCCUAGACGUUUUGAAAUGAUGAUCAAGUGGCUUAAUGAAAUACUAAUUACCUUAGAAAAUAUGCUCAUUAUAGUCUAGUGUUACCAUCAAACAGUAAUCCACUAUCUUCUUAUUCAUUUGCAGGCAGUCAUACCCCUUACCUCUGAGUUGCUGCUUAGUUAUGUGUUUAGGAUAUCAAGUAGCCAGAAGUGUGAAAAGAAAAAAAUGCUGGGUUCUGUGACCACUUAUACUUUAUAAUUACAGUUAAUAUAAGCUUGGUAUUUGCAUAUAAUGGCUAUACGUACACACAGAGUGGAUUUAAAAACACAUCCUUCACUAAGGAAGUAAAGGUGACUCUGUAUUCUCUAUUCAGAGGAACACUUAAACAAGGC
This is a messenger RNA of Pelobates fuscus (common spadefoot toad), 2433 nucleotides long. Its product is annotated as kinesin-like protein KIF13A. Gene Ontology annotation, cellular component: cell cortex; nucleus; microtubule plus-end. Bases 1 to 1341 code for a protein of 446 amino acids. NCBI's taxonomy places the organism in Eukaryota, Metazoa, Chordata, Amphibia, Anura, Pelobatidae. The record is from RefSeq and is a predicted model, not a curated record. Gene Ontology annotation, biological process: cytoplasmic microtubule organization. The transcript is spliced from 3 exons. Gene Ontology annotation, molecular function: microtubule plus-end binding.